Molecule: messenger RNA, 1386 nt
Organism: Ziziphus jujuba (common jujube)
Lineage: Eukaryota; Viridiplantae; Streptophyta; Magnoliopsida; Rosales; Rhamnaceae
Product: phosphoglycerate mutase-like protein AT74H
Exons: 5
Coding region: 245-1285 (346 amino acids)
Molecular function (GO): phosphatase activity
Source: RefSeq, a predicted model, not a curated record
AAUGGAAACUUGACAGCUCCAGUUUUCUAGUAUUCCUGGAAAGUGAAACUCCAUCCUCUGACAUGAAGACUCAAAAGGGUCUGUAUACCACAAAAAAACCUUUCACUGUUCUUUCAGCAAUCCGAAUGGGGAUUUAGCUCAGUAUAUCUUAAAUCCUACAUAAUAGUAAAUAAACACCUUCGGGGAUGAUUCAAUUAUACACUUUUUCUGCUUCUUUCUGAAAUAUUUUCCUACUUGCCCAACGAUGACAGCUUUUACUGUUAUACCCUCCCCUGCUUCAUUUGUCCAAGUUUCAAACUUUAGAGUCAAUAGCAGUAGUAGUAGGAGUAAAAUCCAUUGCAGUGGAAACCCAAGUGAGAGCAUUGAACAUGGUGAUAAUGGGUUAGCUGGUUUUCCCGAAAGGAAAAAAUCUGUGAUAAACCCAGGAAUCAUCAGAAACCCACCUCCUAGACCUCGCAGGAUAAUCCUGGUUCGACAUGGUGAGAGUGAAGGAAACGUUGAUGAGACUACUUAUACAAGGGUCGCUGAUCCAAAAAUUGCACUGACAGAGAAAGGCAAAGCUGAAGCUGAAGAAUGUGGAAAGAGAAUCAGAGAGAUGAUUGAGAAAGACAAUGUCCCAAAUUGGAAGGUCUACUUCUAUGUAUCUCCCUAUAAAAGGACACAUGAAACACUGAAGAGUCUUGGUCGAGCUUUUGAGCGCUCAAGAAUCGCUGGUCUUAGGGAAGAGCCUCGUCUAAGGGAACAAGAUUUUGGAAAUUUUCAGGAUAGAGAGAGGAUGAGAGUUGAAAAAGCUCUGCGUAAGAUUUAUGGCCGUUUCUUCUUUCGAUUUCCUAAUGGUGAAUCUGCAGCUGAUGUUUAUGAUAGAAUUACAGGAUUUAGAGAAACACUGAGAGCAGACAUUGAUAUUGGACGUUUUCAGCCACCAGGGGAUAGAAACCCAGACAUGAACUUGGUGAUAGUCUCACAUGGUCUAACACUUCGAGUAUUUCUAAUGAGAUGGUACAAAUGGACGGUUGAACAAUUUCAUGGGCUCAGAAACUUGGGCAAUGGAAACAUGAUUGUUAUGGAGAAAGGUUAUGGUGGAAGGUACAGCUUACUAUUGCAUCACAGUGAAGAAGAGCUAAGAGAGUUUGGAUUGACAGAUGAUAUGGUGAUUGAUCAGGAAUGGCAAAAAUUUGCAAAACCUGGUGAGCUGAACUAUGAUUGCCCAAUGCUGAAUUCCUUCUUCACCCACUUUGAUGAAGAAUGUACAUGUACCAAUCCUGAAGAGGUGAUGACUAUGUAACACGCAUUUCACCUUGUAACGAAACCAAAAUACUAUACUAAAUUAUGUAAUCAAAGUAAGUUACAACUUUAAAAAGAUGCAUGUUGUAUUGUAUCAUAAAA